AUGCCUUCACAAUCUCAGGACAAUGCGCCUGACCCUGUGCAGUCACCGGAGCAAGAGCACGCCGACAACAGCCACCCUCCUUCCCCGCGCUCAAAUCAAGACCACGCCGGCAAAAUGUCCACGACGCCGCCAGUCACACCGCCACACACGCCUUCCAUGGACGAAGAACCCCAGUCACCAAGUUCAUCGGUAUCGUCAGAUUGGUGGACUGAAUUAGGUGUUCCGCCGCCGCCACCGAAACCUCACACAGUCAUGUCGCCUGAUCGAGCGGUCUUGUUCAAAGACAUCUCCGAAUCACUCGCUAAGCGCAAGAUGCAACGCAACAUCUUCUCGAAGACACGUGAAUCGAUGAGUUAUCAGGGGCACGGGAUCUUGGUGCUCUCCUCGCGCGGGUUUGAACGUGACCAUUUGCCCACAAAGCAGACAAGGCCCCCUCUGCUGAAGCGCCGUUACAGUGUGGAAGUCAAUACUACUACCGGAUGGGAGCAACAAACUGAUCGCUGGGAAGCUGCGAUAUGUCAGGUAAAACAUUACCAGAAGCCUUACUUUAGUGAGCACUUCACUCACGUUACACAGACAUAUGACAUCCCUGAGCUAUCAUCCAAGGAAGUGGAUCCUCUACCCGCUCUUGCACAUUGGGUGCAACUUCCUCAUCCUGCGCGGUACACUGCUUUCGCCCCGGCCUUUUCUGAUCACCUGGAGCCUCCCCACAACGAAGGAGUGUUCCUUACGCUGGGAGAUGUGACCCUUCAUAACGACUCCUUUAAUUAUAUUGGCGCUACCAACGCUCGGAUCUAUGGUCAGGAAGUAUGGAUGCGCGACGAGAGUCUAGACAUGGCUCUUGAAGUGCUUCGCCACGAUUACGACUGCGACGCUCACAAAAUCGGUAUCGCCAACUCUACUGUGGCCCAGAUUUGCUACUUUGCCCAAAUGUCAGGAUAUACUGCGGAAUACGAACAGUACAGGUCACGUUACGCCGACAAGAAUUGGGUCUUCAUCGUCAUCAACGAUGGCAUCGGCGGCGUCGAAAACAAUGGCUACGGUGGAUUACACUGGUCUCUCGCUGUUCUGGAUCGGGUUUCCAAGACAUGCUAUUACUUCGAUUCGCUUUUCGUCAAACUGAAAUACUAUCAAGACUUAGGCCGGGAUAUGUCUAUGGGCAUGCUCCAUAUUCUUGAUGAGAACCCAGAGGAUUGGAGGUACCUCGAACAAUUCAACAGUCCCGAUCAAAACGAAAACAACAGGUUCAAAGAUGAUGGAGGUGCAUGUGGACCAUUUGUAUACAAAAUGAGUCACUUGUUGAUCCUUGCAAUCAAGCGUUGUCAACUGGAAGGGCGAGAGCACCACUGCGACCUCAAACUUCCCUGUGGGUUUCCCGAAUCCUUCGGGGAAGACUUCCAUUCUCAGGAGGUUCGCUAUGAGAUUCAGCGCAGAAUCGCCCGCUGGGCACACAAGGAAUUGUCUUCGAGAUACGUGGAUGAAUGGGACUGCGCGCAGAUCCAGGGCACAGAUGCCGUCCUAGAUGACGGUCCAGUCGUCGCAUUCGAGGUUCCGCGCAGGUCUUCCAGGUCAAUUCACUCCGGACGAAAUGCCACCAGCGGCAACAGCUACCAUUCCCCGAUCACCCUAGAGGACGACGAUGCCAACUACGCUGUCCAUGGCAACAGGAGGGAUAGCCUGGACAGCAACGUUGCGUCCGCGGGUGGUGAUACAUCAGUCGUCGACCUGGGUGAGGACUCCGAUUCUACCUGGGUGGUGUCAGACGAUGACAUGAACCUGGAUGAGGACGACGAGGAGACCGCAGAGGUCGUCCUCGACGGCCAAAUCUAG
Alternaria incomplexa is the source of this 1830-nucleotide messenger RNA. RefSeq lists its product as uncharacterized. Gene Ontology annotation, molecular function: cysteine-type peptidase activity. The coding region runs from base 1 to 1830 and encodes 609 amino acids. The record is from RefSeq and is a predicted model, not a curated record. Gene Ontology annotation, biological process: proteolysis. The transcript has a single exon. NCBI's taxonomy places the organism in Eukaryota, Fungi, Ascomycota, Dothideomycetes, Pleosporales, Pleosporaceae.